AUGCCUCUUCUCACUUCAACGUCAGGAGCAAGUGACGAACCGUCGAUUGUUAUUCUCAUGGGUUGGAUGGGGGGCAUGGACAAGACUGUUCAGAAAUACGCCGAAGCAUACAAGCAGAUGUAUCCCUCAAGCGAGCAAGUGAUUGUGCUGUCAAAGCCGGUCGAGGUCUUCGGUUCUGAGGCCGUUCGAGCGCCUAGAUUGCGUGCAGCCCUUGACAAGUUGGCUGACAUGGGGUUGUUAUCCACCAAUCCGGCUGGGCCUCCACCUCGUAUUCUCAUACAUGCAUUCUCGAACGGCGGCUCUCUCUCUCUCUCCGAUCUCGCCUCCUCCCUCCACAAGCGCUGUACCGGCAACAUCCCCGGCACCAAGUGCGCACUCAUCUUCGACUCUGCGCCCGCGCCCAGCAGGCUGGGCAUGCUCGUUCGCGCCGUAACCGCUUCCAUGCGCUCGCUGCCCCUACGCGUCCUCACCGCUGCGCUGCUCACCGUCGUCUGGGCCGUCCUCACCAUCAUGCGUCUUGUCGCAGGGGACCCUGACCCAAUGGCCGUCAUGUGCGCACGCAUGCAGGAGCCGACACUCUUGCCCUGGACGGAUGCGCGGACGCCGCGGCUGUACCUAUGCUCCACAGCGGACAAGAUUGUGCCGCUGGCACUGAUCGAGCAGCACGCGGCGGAGGCGAAGGCGAAGGGGUACCCAGUGAGGGUGGUGAAGUUUCAGGACAGUGCCCAUGUUUCGCAUGCGAAGACCGACCCGGAGAGAUACUGGAGGGCGGUGAGAGAGUUUUGGGAGGAGGCGGUCAUAGGCGCUUGA
Molecule: messenger RNA, 810 nt
Organism: Epithele typhae
Lineage: Eukaryota; Fungi; Basidiomycota; Agaricomycetes; Polyporales; Epitheliaceae
Exons: 5
Coding region: 1-810 (269 amino acids)
Source: RefSeq, a predicted model, not a curated record